AAACACGAGACUAAACAUCGCAUGAACGGACUGUCAGAAAUUAUUGAACGAAAAAGAAAUAGGAAAAAAUACAACUCCCACAUUCUGAACCUAAUUCGGCCGAAUUGUGACUGGACAUUGAAUUCUGGUGCUCUAAUUACAACCAAAAACUAUAAUCAUGACUCAAAUAUCACCAGUUGAUUUGGAGCUGAAACGAGCAUUUACCGAGAUGCAGGUCAACAAAAUUGAAACAACAAAGAAACUCAAAAUGCUCGAUUUACAAAUGGAUGUGUUGAAAACGUCCAAGAAGAAAUACGCUAUCACCUCCACGGAAGUCACAGAAUUGACUCCAGAUGCCAGCGUCUUCUCAUCCGUUGGUCGAAUGUUCGUGCUGUCUACAGUUCCAGACAUAUGCCAAGAACUGAAAACUAAAGAGGAGAAAUGUGAGAGCCUGGUCUCGCAGCUCGAUGAAAAGAAAUUGUUUCUGAUCAAAUGUUUGAAGGAGCAGGAGGACAAUUUGCGCGAAUUAGUUCAACAGCGGAAGGAGGCCGACCCAAAGUAGUCUCGAAUCAAAAAUCACAAAUUUCUUUUGUACGUUCGCAUUCGAAUUAAUAAAUUUUAUUUUCACCAUCA
Bradysia coprophila is the source of this 612-nucleotide messenger RNA. It is a transcript of the gene Pfdn1, whose product is annotated as prefoldin subunit 1. Lineage: Eukaryota; Metazoa; Arthropoda; Insecta; Diptera; Sciaridae. Gene Ontology annotation, molecular function: protein folding chaperone. The record is from RefSeq and is a predicted model, not a curated record. Gene Ontology annotation, cellular component: prefoldin complex; cytoplasm. Gene Ontology annotation, biological process: protein folding.